Ostreococcus tauri is the source of this 822-nucleotide messenger RNA. RefSeq names its product Protein of unknown function DUF789. The transcript has a single exon. The coding region runs from base 1 to 822 and encodes 273 amino acids. The record is from RefSeq and is a predicted model, not a curated record. Lineage: Eukaryota; Viridiplantae; Chlorophyta; Mamiellophyceae; Mamiellales; Bathycoccaceae.
AUGGCGACCGACGACCCUCCGCCAGAAGUGGAGCCGUCGUGCGCGAUAUCAAACAUCGAGGCCUUCGUCGCGAGCGCCACACCCGUGUUCGCGACGAACGCGAACGCGCGCGCGCGCGAAGUGUCCACGUCUACGUCGACCUACGCCUUAUCCGAGCUCUUCGACGCCUUCGAAGAGCCGAGCGCGUUCGGCGCCGAGGUCCCACUGCGGUUACAGGAGGGCGAGGAUGUGUCGCAGUAUUACGUUCCGUUCCUGAGCGGUUUACAGCUGUUUAAGCGCGACGAGAACGGUGGUACUGUCAGCGCGUACGAAUUCUUUGAAAAGGCGUCGCCGUACAGCAGGGCGGCGCUGCGAGAGACGAUCGGGACGAUUUUGGACGAAAACGAGGAAUUGCGGUCGUUGACGAGCGAUGAUUUAGCGCCGAACAGCUGGAUGAGCGUUGCGUGGUAUCCGAUCUACAGGAUACCUCAGGGGACGAUGUUACACGACGUGCAGGGAUGUUUUCUGACGUAUCACGCGUUGUACGUGGGAGAGCUGCGAGACGGCGAUAUCGCGUGCCCGCUCCCGCCGAAGAUGUCCGAGACACAGGAAGAAUUGAUCGAGAAGAGAGUGAGUAGGGCGAAGGAGACGGCUGGGGAGAACGCGCAGGUGCACGUGUUGCGCCCGUUUGGGUUGUCCAUGUACAAGAUGCAGGGCGACGUGUGGGCGGCGAGCGAGAGCGUCACGGAGUGGAUGAACGCGCUCAUGGACGGCGCGUACACGUGGUUACGCGCUCGAAAGACGGUCCAUCCCGAUUACGAGUUCUUUUCUCACUUCGGGUGA